GCUGCGUAUCCCUCUCUCGUUCUCACUCAUUCUCUGACGCCCAAAAGGGUCGCCCACAAAGUUGUUGAUCGGCUUUGCCCUUCCUCUUUGCAGGUGUCUUCCGCAUUUCCUCGCAAUUUCGAAUCUGUGGGAUCACGUUGCUGAGGAAGAGGUGUCGAGUUGCAGAUCACCCUCGCCAGUUUCCUAGCCUCCUCCGCCGGAUCCAAUGGCGGAAAUUCAGCCACUGAACGGUCUCGGUCAGGAAAACCCACACCCUUACACUCCUCUACUAGCGGAUCGCCGCCCGACAGUCAGCUCUCCUCAACGCAGACCCAUCCAGGUCCUUGCCUCUGUGUUACUCGCAGUCGUCGGCCUCUCUGGUCUUCUCGUCAUCUGUAAGAUCCAAUCAUCAAGGCAGCCACUGGUCUUGGAGAAGAAGGACGAUCGCCCCGAGCCAUUGGCAUUCUGGCCGGUGUCGAGAGGGAAGCCAGAGGGAGUUUCGGAGAAGGCCUCGCUCAUAUGGCCGUCUCCGUCCUUUACCUGGACGAACGCCAUGCUCGCCUGGCAACGCACCAGCUACCAUUUCCAGCCUGAGAAGAACUGGAUGAACGGGCCACUGUUUUAUAUGGGCUGGUACCAUCUGUUCUACCAGUACAACCCUGACUCUGCUGUGUGGGGGAACAUCACAUGGGGCCAUGCCGUGUCCAAGGACUUGAUCCACUGGCUGUACCUGGACCUAGCCAUGGUUCCCGACCAGUGGUAUGACAUCAAUGGAGUCUGGACCGGCUCCGCGACCCUAUUGCCGGACGGCCGCAUAGUGAUGAUCUACACCGGCUCGACGAAUGAAUCAGUUCAGGUCCAGAAUGUUGCUGUGCCGGCAAACUUAUCGGACCCACUCCUCCGCGACUGGGUCAAGUACGAGGCCAACCCAGUGUUGCUACCCCCUAGAGGCAUCCUCUACGAUGAUUUCCGCGACCCGACCACUGCCUGGUUCGCCAAGGAUGGUAAGGCCUGGUACUUGACCAUCGGGUCGAAGGUCAAUACGACCGGCAUUGCAUUGGUCUACAAAACUACAGACUUCUACAAUUACGAGUUGAUGGAGGGGGUGCUGCAUUCGGUGCCGGAGACGGGCAUGUGGGAGUGCAUCGACUUCUACCCAGUCUCGACCACGAGCACGGUGGGGCUCGAUACGUCGAGCAAUGAGACAGACGUCAAGUACGUGCUGAAGGCUAGCCUGGACGACCUGAAGAAGGACUUCUAUGCGCUGGGGUCCUACGACGAGGCAAACCAGACGUGGACGCCGGACGACUUGGAGAUGGAUGUGGGGAUCGGGAUGCGCUACGAUUACGGCAAAUACUACGCCUCAAAGACGUUCUACGACCAGUACAAGGGCAGAAGGAUCUUGUGGGGCUGGAUUAGUGAGACGGAUAGCGAGGAAACCGAUCUGGAGAAGGGUUGGGCUUCGUUACAGACUAUACCGAGAGUUGUCUACCUCGACCUGAAGACAAACAGCAAUUUGAUACAAUGGCCGGUGGAAGAGGUGAAAAGACUUAGAAGGACAGAGUUCUCUUUUGAGAACAUCACUGUUGCGGCAGGAUCUGUCCUACCAUUGAACAUCACUCCUGCAACUCAGUUGGACAUCAACAUUGAGAUGGAAUUUCCUUAUUCAGAGAACAUUACAGAAGCUGAUGUAACCUACAACUGCACCACGAGCGGUGGCGCUGCCGAUCGUGGCAUUCUUGGUCCAUUUGGGCUGCUAAUCUUUGCAGAUGAUAACCUAGUUGAACAAACUGCUGUUUUCUUCUAUGUCGCCAAAGCUUCCACUGGUGACUUCAGGACUUACUUCUGCCAUGAUGACUCCAGGUCGUCAAAAGCAACGGAUCUUGUUGGGUAUACAUAUGGAAAUACUGUGCCUGUACUCUCUGGGGAGAAAUUAUCGAUUCGGAUACUGGUUGAUCACUCAAUAAUUGAAAGCUUUGCCCAAGGUGGUAGAAUGUCCAUAACAUCUAGAGUGUACCCAACAGAGGCCAUCUAUGGGGCAGCUCGUGUCUUCCUCUUCAACAAUGCAUCUGUUCCUAUCACCACUACCAGUCUCAACAUUUGGCAGAUGGACUCAGCACAUAUUCAUCCAUUUUUUUCGUAGUGCAGUAAUAGUACUGUCUAUUUCUUUAUUCUUUUUCUUUGGAAGUCCUCCUUGGCCAUAAAACGUGAGGCUUCAUGAUGGUCGAGCAUUUUUGGAGAAGGAAGCCCUUACGGGCACAAAAGAGAAGAUGUUGUAUUGCAUGCCCCUUCUAAAUUUUGGUUUGAAUUGUAUGUGUCAUCUUCUGUAUCUUUUUCUCUACGUAAAAGUUUCAUUCGGCUUGUGAAACAGCCUGAGUUUUUCGGACAUCUCGAACUGUUUUGUACUCUACUUAUUGUUUUCUUUGAUGUAUGAACUCUGAGAGGUUCCGUCUUGUUCA
Molecule: messenger RNA, 2438 nt
Organism: Nymphaea colorata (pocket water lily)
Lineage: Eukaryota; Viridiplantae; Streptophyta; Magnoliopsida; Nymphaeales; Nymphaeaceae
Product: beta-fructofuranosidase, soluble isoenzyme I-like
Exons: 7
Coding region: 206-2122 (638 amino acids)
Biological process (GO): carbohydrate metabolic process
Molecular function (GO): beta-fructofuranosidase activity
Source: RefSeq, a predicted model, not a curated record